Messenger RNA from Kuraishia capsulata CBS 1993, 1125 nucleotides. RefSeq lists its product as uncharacterized. Gene Ontology annotation, cellular component: endoplasmic reticulum; Golgi apparatus. The record is from RefSeq and is a predicted model, not a curated record. NCBI's taxonomy places the organism in Eukaryota, Fungi, Ascomycota, Pichiomycetes, Pichiales, Pichiaceae. The transcript has a single exon. Gene Ontology annotation, biological process: peptidyl-L-cysteine S-palmitoylation; protein targeting to membrane. Bases 1 to 1125 code for a protein of 374 amino acids. Gene Ontology annotation, molecular function: protein-cysteine S-palmitoyltransferase activity.
AUGGGGUACGAAAGACAGUUAACAGACUGCUCGUCUUGGACUCAGGCAUUUGGCAGGCUGUUGACACCGCCUGCCUCGGUGAAUGCCUGCUGUUGUAUGCUUGCCUCUACGUUUCCCAAGUUUCUCUGUACAUUUUUGCUGUCGUGGUCAUAUUUCGUGAUAGUGUUGAAAAUUGGACUCAAGUCAUCCGAUUUCUGGGAUGGUUUUGUCACGAUAGCUAUUUCGACGGGAUUGGUGUCGUUGGCUUUAAUUUCAUAUUUCCUGGUGGUCAUGGGACCAGGAUCGCCUCUCGACUUCCCAGAACUGCUUAUAGAUCCAAGUUUGGACAGGGACCAGGUAACACCACCCGAAAUUGUUGUAUCUAGAAGUUUGACAAUGAAAUACAAUGGUUCCAUGAGACAUUGUCAGAAGUGCAAAUGCUGGAAACCAGAUAGAAGCCACCAUUGUUCUUCGUGUGGGAAAUGUGUUUUGAGAAUGGACCACCAUUGUCCUUGGUUUGCCAUUUGUAUUGGAUUCAGAAAUCACAAGUUCUUCAUUCAAUUCCUGAUAUACUCCUGGUUGUUUGCCAGUUAUGGCACCCUCGUAUCCGGCCUUCAACUCUACAGCUUCCUGAACGAUGAGGACAUCCCCGCCGCAGAUUUCUCCCUCAACGUGAUGUUCUUGUUUAUCUUGGCAGUCACAAUGUCAAUUGCAUUGUUUUUCUUCGGUGCCUACUCCAUAUACGAGGUCUUGAGGAACAUGACCACCAUUGAAACAUAUGAAUCGACCAGGUACAGAUCAAAUAUGAGACGCAAUACCUCAGAAAACACAUACAAGUAUGCCGACAUUCCUAACUCGGCUUCUAUAGGUAACAUUUUUGAUCUUGGACUUAGGCGAAACUGGCAAUCGGUUAUGGGAACGACGUGGAAGGAAUGGCUACUUCCAGUCCCUGCCAGAUCGCUCUAUUUUGCGGACGGACUGACCUUCGAGGUCAAUGAAGAAAUUUUUGCUAGGCUCUUGGAAAGCUCGGCUUUACAGGAUAGGUUAUCUUCGGAAUUGGCUACCUACAGAGAUAGGCAGAAAGCUGUGAGGCAGCAGGCUUUGGACGAGGAGUUUAGGCAAACUGGGACGCAGUAUGGACUGUAG